Messenger RNA from Pomacea canaliculata, 5512 nucleotides. RefSeq names its product protein inturned-like. NCBI's taxonomy places the organism in Eukaryota, Metazoa, Mollusca, Gastropoda, Architaenioglossa, Ampullariidae. Gene Ontology annotation, molecular function: protein binding. Gene Ontology annotation, biological process: vesicle-mediated transport; establishment of planar polarity; nervous system development. Gene Ontology annotation, cellular component: cytoplasm; cilium. The transcript is spliced from 18 exons. The record is from RefSeq and is a predicted model, not a curated record. The coding region runs from base 2277 to 4625 and encodes 782 amino acids.
ACACGGGCCAGAAGAAAAGAACCAAGGGGCUCACAUGCGUGUCUCGCGUCUGAUAUGAGGCAUAUGCAGUUGCCAGCUUGGCUUCGACAUCGUAGACGGUGUCCUGGUUCAAUAACAACACCAGCACCGCCUCCGCCGAGCCUAAACAGGCCGUCAGCGCAGUUUAUGGAGGAUUGGUAUGGGGAGCAUUGUUGGCAGUGGUAUGUGGUAGAUGUAACAAGGACCACUAUAAAGUGGAGACAAUAGUGACGAGAAAAUAGAUUUCACAAUUACAAUAAUAAUAGAAGUCUCGAACUCAAACGUGUCAAGAAAAAUCGUAGUUUAUUAAGGUCAAACACGCCAGUGCCUUCUGGGUUAUAUAUUCACAACUGAAAGAAGAAUGAUGACUCACCUAAUUUAUCGCAUUUUCCUCUAGAAAUUAAGAAGCGGCGAAUUACUUACAGCCCUCAGGUAAACCGGACUUGGUUUAUGUGAAACGCGAUACAAAUGCCUUAGGAGACAUCCCUGUGGUAAAGCACUUGUCGGAUCUCAGCUGUUCGCACAAGUUUCAAGUUUCUUUGAUUUAAAGGCCGCUGUGGCAGACACAAUACAGAAAGAAAUAAAAUGUUUAAAAAAAAUAGUAUGGCUAAAAAGAUCGAGUGGAGGAAAUGGGUGCAUAAACAAGAAAUACCAAACGGCGGUUUCAGAAAAGAAAUUAAAACGUAACCCUGUAAAAGAUUUUUUUAUUAAAAAAAAAAGAAGAAGAAAUUAAGGGAAAAGAAAGAACUCACUUUAUAUAUACUCGCAGAUUUACACACCAGUUUGUCGUCUGCAAACGGAGUUUGUCGUGAGUAAACACGAGUUUGUCGUGGGUGCACAUGAGUUUAUCGUGCACGAAGAAAGUUUGCCCUGCCUGAACAAGGCUUUUGUGCGUACUCCGAGUGCCCAGCGUUGGUUCGCUUAAAUUGUUGAGCGUAAACAAAUGUCUCUCGUCGGUAAAUAACAAAUCAGAAGAGCAUUCUGUGAGCUUCAUACGCUUCAACCUUAAUAUUAAUAAUACUAUGAGACUUGUAUAGUGCAUAAACAGAAACAGUGAAUGAAUACUAAUAAAAUGGAGCGGAGGGAUAUCAAACAACGUGCAUGUUGAGAAGUGCACGCGCUUUCGCUCCCUCGUCCUCACCUACACUGCAACUUACCAUCCAACAGUCAGAGCGAAAGAGAGCGACCAUUUGGAGGAAAGAGCGACAAAUAAAAGGUGACGGAGCCAUUCCGCUGCCCUUUGCUGGAAUGAAUCAAAGUAAAUUGACAGGCGCGCGACGGAGAAGUGUGGAAGCAGAUGAACUUGUUGAGCCGGUCGUGUUCAUUAGACGCUCCGCCGAGUGGUUUAAACAGCCCCAGAGUAAAUACAAAAUCGUGGUGUGAGGCAACAACUGGGACUGGGCGGCCAAAGAGUCUGCCCAUAUCCAAGCAUCCUUACCACAUAUUGCAUACACUGUUACCUUUGACCGAGCUUGAGUGCGCUUAGGUCAUGGCGGCCAGCAGGCGACGCCUUCUUGUGGACAACACCUGGCAAAGGUGAGCCCGACCUGUCUUCAGCUUCAGUGACCAAUAAUCUGGUAUCUGCGGGGCUACAGAAACGGCCCAGAAGAAGAAAGAAUUUGAAGUUGAAACAACAGUUCCAUUUGCAUCAUGUUCCGUCUCGACAAACCCAUAUCUUGUGCUCGACCUGCUAGUGACUUCGACGACAUCAGCACCAUCUUGACUCACAGUUCUAUAACAGGCAGCCACAAGGCAGCUAACUGGCAACAGUUUGUAGGGGAAGAUGGCAGUGUCUUCUUUGUUGAGCUGUCCAGAGUAACAAAUGUCUUUCUGCAAGGUAGAAACAAGGAGACAGACACAAGCAGCUUAUGCUCUUACUGCAGUACAAGGUCCACACAAAGCUGCACCAGUGAGGACACAGGAUAUUCUUCAGAUGCGGAAAAUCAGUCUAGUCAUUCAAAACAGACUACUAGCAGCAUAAGCAAAUCUUUUUCCACAUCCAGCAAGUUUGCACCUUCUGUGACCUCAUUACCUGUGUUUGCAGAUUUUGAGGACGAUGAUGGUGUUUCAGUGGAUGUAGCAGACUAUGAUGAAAGUGAGACAAACUGUGCAUCCAGUAACAAGUCUGGUCCAGGCAGUUCUUGUGGGCAUACUGCAUUUAGGACAAAAUCACAUUUAUAUGUGGGACAUUCAGAGAACUUGUGCUCUUGUGGUCAACAUCCAGGAGGAUGCCCCAGCUCAGGUGACAAACUUACAUCAUGCCUACACAACACCUGUUUAGGCUGCAUGGAGCAAGUGGAGUGCAAGUCACAGAAAUGGAUAAAGGAAGUGAUCAUUCGAACUGGUGGUCACAUGUGGGAUGGACACCCUGGAGUUGGCUGGCUACAGGCAGUUUUGGGCAUAGUACCGGAAAAGCCCACCCACAGAGUCAAGAUGACAAGGAGGAGAAUGCAGAGAGAAGUAGAAAUCAACAGGUAGUCAUCAAGGGCUUGACUCCAGAUGGUCCAGCUAUAAGAAAUAAAGAGCUAUUAAUAGGUGAUCACAUAUCCAGUAUCAAUGGCAGAAAAAUAACCUGGAACAACUUAGAAAGCGUGGCAAACCUCCUAAAUGGCACACGAAAGGUGCGGCUAGUAGUUGAAAGGACAAACAACCAAUCGUCUUCACCCAGAGAUAGGAACACCCUGCUUCUGAACACAGCUAAUAUCACCAAGUUUUUAUCUCACAGCAGCACCAGUGGCCACCGAAGUGGAAAUUGCCAUUUGCAUUUGAAUGGCAUGCAUGUACUGUAUAUGUCAAUGGAUGGUGUAUCAUCAGAUCAUGCAGAACAGAAGGAAGAUAUCUUGUACAAGUUUCCAAAACAAGACUCCAUUCUUUCUGAGCUGCGCGGAUUGUACUACACUCUCACACAUCUCCUGACUGAUGAUAAUGUUGCUAACUCAACACUUCUAGCAUUAGUUAUAGGUGGAAAGGUUGUCAACAUCUAUUGUUGCAAAGAGGGCAAGGACUUGCUUAUCGUGGCAGCUCCAGCUGACAGGGUGCUAACACACCAGCUGAAGACACUGGUCAAAAAUGUCCAGCGCUUGCUCCGAUGUUUGUUUGGAUCUGUUGAACUGGCAUUCAGAUCAUCACAGCAUCACUCCGCGAUUGAUGAUUUCUUAGGAUUUCUCAUCAGUUUUCUCAGUCCCUCUUUCAAGAUGGGGAAAUACAUAAGAUCCAGACAUGCUAUGUAUGGUUAUAUAGCUUAUCUUCCACUACCAGGUGAUAUACAGAUGGCUAUCAGCAGCACUCUGACAGAGUUUGAGUCAGCAGAGUUUGCAAACAUGUCUGAAACAUUCUACGGGUGUAGACGAAUGUUUACUAUUUUGGGAUCCCUGGUUUUCUAUAAGGGCCAUGCACUGUGUAGUCACCUGGGUCAGGAGGAUACUGUUGAUAUCUUUUUCUAUCUCACCCAUGCUGGAUUGUUACACUUGACUGCUCGUCAUCGACUACAUCAGUUGCUAGUGUGGCAAGAGAUUUUCCCUACACGAUUGUGUCAUGAUGUGACAGAUACAAAUAGUGUGUUUGGAUAUUCUGAACCUUAUGCUCGAUGGUUUCUAAUGGUUGUUGGCAUGAAAAACCUCCUGUUGGCAACUCUUUUGGAAGCAGGUGGCUGUGCAGCUCAAAUCGAAGGCACAUGCCUGCCCGAUCCUUUUUAUGUGGACCAGGCCAGGGCAACAGCCUUACAUUUACAGUCAGGAGACAUUAUCUCUGCCUGUGAAAGAAGAUUGUGUGGUGAAGGACUUCCACCUACAGUCAAAGUAGACAAGCUGACCUCUACUCACAGUACAUCCACUCCUGUUAUUCGAAGGUUUGAACAUUUAAUCAAAAGCCCCACCUCCAUCUCCUUGAACUUCGGCAGCAACAUCUCUAGUCUUCCAGCACUCAGCAAUAACACUUUGCCAGCAGGCUGCAGCCUGGGUAACUCACCAACUAGGCAUGAAUGGAGGAAAAUAUCUUCGGAGUCUAAUGUUUCUGUUGGAAACAGCAACAGUGGUGAACAGCUUUUCAAGGCAGCAUCCGGAAUACUGGGGCCCCAUUAUCCCCCUGCAGAGUACAACCUUGUGCCUAUCACCUGCCCACCAUUUGUUGUUGACAGUGAUGUCAACAUAUUCAAACUAGGCUCAGGAAAAGACAACACUGUGCUGAUAUACUGUCAGCUGAACAGACAUGAAUCCAGUCUCUUUUCCUCUUCUGGCUCCUUUAAUAGCGAUGCACCUUCAUCGUUGCAGAGACAACUGGUGGAUAAUUUCUGGCGAUGUUGUGCCAUGAUACAUGCAGACUUUGUCAAAUCCAUACAUAGAAAGACCAACAGAGGUGAGUGUUUGCUGAGUGACUUUGAGGCUGACUGCACAUUGUCCAGCUGCAGGGAGCAAGGAGUAAUGUUUAUGAUCACAUCACAUGACACAACAGAUAACAGAAAGCCUCUAUCUCUUGCUUAUUGGGUUGUUGGACGCAAGCUAUGGUACCCUCAACUGAGAGAAAUCUUUGUGUGCUUCCAUGAAUCGACACCUCAGAACAUUGUUGAACUGGCCUUCAGGCUUAGUGCUGGAAAUCUGGAGCUGGCAUGAUUAUUGCAAUUUUUUGUUUUCCUGUUCAUAUAAUCUGCCUACUUAAGGUCAUAAAUGAUCAUUGUGAUCGUGAGCAAUGUGUUUUAGACUUUGAAAAUCAGUACCUUUUUAAAAUUAUUCCAUCAACUUCAUGCAGUUUUCAAAUUAGAUCUUAUGCAGAAGCUACAAUUUUGUGUUCUUCAGAUAUUUAUUGGUAAAAAAAAUAUGCUUCAUUAAAUAUGAGUUAUAAAACAGCAGUGGUAAAUAUCUCCAGGGCACUUAACAUGCAUUUUGUUUUUAAAUGACAGCAAGUGUUCAGUGUUGUGUGCAAUAGACCCUUGACAUGGUGUUUCUUUUUUGUGUCAUGGGAAAGACCUCUUUGCAAAGUGAAAUUACCUCAUAGUGGUUUGCUUUGCCGAUCGCUGAUUAUGGAAGAUCAGUGUCAUAAUCAUGUCACUUCAUUAUACAUUCAUGUUCAUUUUAUUUUGCAUUGUUGGGGAAAAAAGAUUUGGCAUUUAUAUAUUAUAAUUGUAUUGUGCACAUAUAUACAUGGAUAUUUAUUAUCAUUAAUCUAUUGCUGAAACUGAUGAACAGGAUAUGUUUGAAACUGGUCAUUUUACAGUUUUAGAAGCCUUUGGUGGCUAGACAGACGUUGAUGAGAGGAAAAAAUGGUCAGGAAUGUCAUGAAUGCAUAUGCAGAAUAAUCUCUUAUACUCUCAUUGCAGAAAAGUCUAUUUACUGUUCAUUUUAAAAAUCUGUGGCAAUCAUUUGUGUAGCUAUGAACAUAUUUUAUUCAGCCUCUUCCAGACAGACCAAAUAUAUUUCACCCUCAGCUAAUGGUAAUGAUUUUGGUCUUUUAAAUGAAACGGAAAACUUGUUUUUUUCCUGAAUAAAAAAUGUAAAUAAAC